This is a messenger RNA of Culex pipiens pallens (northern house mosquito), 1079 nucleotides long. Its product is annotated as PRADC1-like protein. Lineage: Eukaryota; Metazoa; Arthropoda; Insecta; Diptera; Culicidae. Bases 187 to 840 code for a protein of 217 amino acids. The record is from RefSeq and is a predicted model, not a curated record. The transcript is spliced from 3 exons.
GCGUGUGUUUUGGUCUGAUUGGCUACUGGAGCUGCAUAAGAUAACCACUUCUAUCGGCAGAAAAAAGUUAUCUCGCUAUUUGAUUACAAAACUCUUAUCAGGUGUCCGCGCCACUAUCGCCAAUGUUGCUGCUAGGUCAGCAAUGAGUAUCGACAGUGCGCCAGGUGCGAGUGAUGGUACAAAGCAAUGGUCCUUUCUGUGAAGAUUUUCGCCCGAAGAACGUUCUCGUUUGCCCUCGCAUUGCUGGUGCUGCUCGGUGCGCUGGUGGCACUUGUCAGUAGUGGAGCAAACAAUCUUCACGUGUACGAUGGCGUUCGCACGCAGGACAUUAUAGCCGGUGACGUGUUCUUCGAGAUUGUUGAUCCGCCCGAGCUGGAGUACACGUACCGCAUUAGGCCAGCGAAGGACUUUGGGGGUUCGUUCGAGUCGGCGUCGAUGAAAAUACGCGACGGGAAGCUAGUUCCGGCGGUUCCGUCGGAUGCCUGCGAGCCGGAGUUUUUGAACGAGAAAGACCUCAAGGGGAACAUUGCGCUGGUGGAGCGGGGCGAAUGCUCCUUCCUGACGAAGGCCAUCAACGUGGAGCGGGCCGGCGGCCGGGCCGUCAUCAUCACCGAGAUCGACACCCACUCGGACGACUAUGACUUUUACAUCGAGAUGAUCCACGACAAAACGGACCGCGAAACGACGAUUCCGGCCGCGUUCCUGCUCGGCAAGAACGGCCUCGUGAUCCGGAAGACCCUAACGCGGAUGAACCGGCGGUACGCCCUGAUCAACCUGCCGGUGAAUCUGACCUACGUGGCGCCCCACCACAUCAACCAGCCGCCGUGGCUGCAGUGGUGAAGAAGAGACUUGAGUGGUGACACGCGCACGCCGAGAUAUUAAGCGACGAACCCAGAGUGUGAUAUUUGCUAGACUCUAGCGAUCCCCCCGUAACAGAAGCAUUACCAGUGGUAUUGAGAAAUAUGAAAGAGAGAGACUAACUUUCUAGUCCCCGUUACAGACUGUCAAGUGUGUGUGUGAAAAGUGUGUCGAAGAUUCUGCAAUAAACUUGUUCUAAGCGCUCAUUGCUCACUUGCAAA